Molecule: messenger RNA, 2019 nt
Organism: Esox lucius (northern pike)
Lineage: Eukaryota; Metazoa; Chordata; Actinopteri; Esociformes; Esocidae
Gene: spinb
Product: spindlin b
Exons: 6
Coding region: 263-1048 (261 amino acids)
Biological process (GO): gamete generation
Source: RefSeq, a predicted model, not a curated record
UGGUAGAAAGGGGGAUAGGCGGGACUCGGUCAUAGCGUUAGGGUUGUAUGCAAACGCAGCUAGAGGAAAAGCGACCAAGCGAGGGGAUCAGUUUAGAUGUACAAUUCAUCGGUCUGAAGUGCCACUGUCAGUGUAUCUGCAUUGGAGGGGAGUGAUCCUCCCACCUGGUGCUACCUCCUGCAUGCUGUUCCUCUCCUGAUUCCCUAGUAGAGUUAUUGUCAUCUUAGUCUGGCGGCCUGGCUGCUCACCUAUAUGUAUAUCAAUGAAGACCCCAUUUGGGAAGACGCCAGGCCAGCGCCCUCGAGCUAAUGGCGGGAACACUGGGAUAUCUGCAAAUAUGAUGAAGAAGAAAAAUUCCCAUAAGAAGCAGAAGAAUAAUGUUGGUCCAAGCAAGACGAUUGCCCAACCCCGGCGAAAUAUAGUGGGUUGCAGGAUAACCCACCAAUGGAAGGAAGGUACCAAGGUUUCUCAGUGGAAAGGAACCGUUCUAGACCAAGUUCCAGUCAACCCUUCUCUCUACCUGAUCAAGUAUGAUGGAUUUGACUGCAUCUAUGGACUUGAGCUUCACAAAGAUCAGAGAGUGCAAGGCCUGGAGGUUCUACCAGACAGAGUUGCUCCGGCUCGUGUCAGCGAUUCCCAGCUAGCCGAAACAAUGAUUGGCAAAGCAGUGGAGCACAUGUUUGAGCAGGAUGAAGGACCAAAGGAGGAGUGGAGGGGCAUGGUGCUUGCAAGGGCUCCCGUUAUGAACACAUGGUUCUACAUCACAUACGAGAAAGACCCUGUUUUGUACAUGUACCAGCUGUUGGAUGACUACAAAGAGGGGGACCUCCGGAUAAUGCCUGAUUCAAAUGACUCGCCCCCUGCAGAGAGAGAGCCUGGAGAAGUGGUGGAUAGCCUUGUUGGCAAACAAGUGGAAUAUGCCAAAGAGGAUGGCGGUAAAAGGACUGGCAUGGUUAUUCAUCAGGUUGAGGCCAAACCCUCUGUGUAUUUCAUCAAGUUUGAUGACGACUUUCACAUCUACGUCUACGAUCUAGUAAAAACAUCCUAGGCAUUGCGAAAAUUGUCGAUUUCACAGACGUUGGCAAAUGUUGUGACGAUUUCCAUUCAAAAUGGACAAUUCCUAUAUAGGCUGCAAAGGUGGAACUUGUCAUUUCCUGUGUCCUGGCUUUCAGUGCGAACGCUUUCAGUCCACUUUGUUUCCAAACGAAAGGAGACCUCGACAGAAUUCAGCAUGUCUGAUCAUUUACACUCCAUUCAGUUGGGCCGGGCGUCAGAAGCAAAACAUUUUGCUAACCAGAAAAGGUUAGAUUUUGUGUGUUUUUACUUUGAUGCUGUAAAUGUGUUCUUGUGAGGUUCUCGUAACAUGUUUCUUUUGUUGCCUUUGUUAACCCGGGGCUAUAACAUCCUCAGAAUUGAGCAUGCAUCAGUUCAGCAGCUGUAAGUCCGUAGUAAUCAGUUUAAAAAGGCAGAUAUUACAAGAACUGCAGUAGUUCCAUUUUAUUUGUUGCCUUCUGGGUUUGUGUGAACUGCUGUAGUAAAAUGUUCUCUCACAUUAGCCUAGUUUGAGACCAAAAGUAUUCAAGCACUUCUUCCUUUCAGCAUUUAAUCAGUGUUUUAUGUCGGCCACAAUUACAUAUCCUCUUGAAUCGAACCUCUAGACCUCUACUACUCUGUGAAAUCAAAAUUGUAUUCAAGUAAUUUUACACACAAAAAAUUGGCUGAUUGGUUGCGUAAAGCGCCAUUAUAUUUCAUUAUAAUGUUUUUAAGAUUGACUUAAUCUAAAACUCAUCACUAGCAUUUUAGAUUUGAGAUUAACUGCUGUAUAUCAGUUGACAGUACAGAAUGGGAAUGUGUUUUAGAUUAUGUGAAAGGUAAACCAUGUAUUGUCAUUUUAGAGUCAUCCUGAUUGUUAUAAGUAUAGAAUGUUCUGAACACAUUGUUAAUGUGCAUGCUAUAAAGAUUAUGAAUAAUAAUGAGCUAGAAAGUUACAAAGGCAUACUUAUUAAACCCUUAACCUUU